Stegodyphus dumicola is the source of this 2565-nucleotide messenger RNA. RefSeq lists its product as uncharacterized. The record is from RefSeq and is a predicted model, not a curated record. Lineage: Eukaryota; Metazoa; Arthropoda; Arachnida; Araneae; Eresidae.
AUGACUUAUCGCUACUACUGCAGAUUUAAAGGCUGUAAUAGAAAGAUUGAAUCAAAAAGUGAUGGAAUACAUUUCUACAGAUUUCCCAAGGAAGAACAAAGAUGCCAAGCUUGGGUCAAGACUUCGCAGAAUGAAAAGCUUGUGGGUGUUCCUGCCUCUGACCUACACAAAAGAGCUUAUCUAUGUAUGGUACAUUUUGAAGACAGGUGCUUCUUUAAUAUCACUACUAAACAUCGGUUAGUACACAAUGCAGUACCAUGUUCUACAAAACUCCAGGUGACAAAGGGUUUGGUUCCAGAUAAAGUGCCUGAGUUAAGUCACAUGACAGUGCCAAAUUCUGUGACAAAUGGUUCAGUUCGAGAUAAAAUGCCCGAGAUAAAUCAUAUCACAGUGCCAAGUUCUGAACAUCAUCAGUCAGAUUUUCAACAGGAAUUAAUAUCCAAUGUUCAAGGACCCAAUAAUCUUUAUCAAAAUGUCUGCUCCACUGAACUUUCAACUUGUAACGCAUCUUUAAUGUCUCUCAUUCCACAGCAGUCAUUUUCAACACCACUCAUUCUCUUGAAAAAAACCCUUUCCAGUCAAGGAGUUAGUAAAAAAUUAUCUUCUUUUAUUCAACGCCAGGUAACAUUGAAUACCCAGAAAACAAAAAGAAGACGUUUUACGCAUUCAGAUAAAAUCGAUGCCUACCGCAUCUACAGCAAAAGUCGGGCAGUUUAUCGUGUUUUGAAAGAGUUCCUUGAACUUCCAGCUGAACGAACUCUUCAACGUUUUGUCUCAUCAAAAUUGUCAUGUACAGGAAUCAGUGCAGAUAUCAUAUCAGCACUAAAACAAGUUUUACAAAAUAAGGAAAAUCACGAAAGAAUGUUUGCAUUGAUCUUUGAUGAGAUGUCAUUGAAACCCUGUCUAGUGCAUGAUAAACAAAAUGAUCGCAUAGUUGGAUUUGAGGACUUAGGUGGUUUUCCCAGUGAUUCAAUUGCAAAUCAUGUACUAGUAUUAAUGCUGAGAAGUUUAACCAGCAAGAAGAAGAAACUUCCACUUGGAUUUUACUUCUCCAACCAUGCAAUAAAUGCAGAAAGACUGAGAGAAAUACUCACAGAAGCUUUAACAAAAUUAUCGGAUGCUAAUGCCGUAGUUAAAGCUCUGGUUUGUGACCAGGGGGGAAAUAAUAGUAGGUUGUUUAGAAUUUUAGGAGUGGAUUCUCUUAAACCAUUCUUUGAUUUUAAUGGACAGACUAUUUAUUGUUUGUUUGAUCCACCACAUCUUUUGAAAAAUUUGAGGAGGAAUCUUAUGAAGUAUGACCUGCAGACAAGUAAAGGAUUCGUAUCUUUCAAAUACAUUCGAGACUUCCAUGAAGUAGAUAAAACACUGCUUAUCCGCUGUGCACCGAAAAUGACUGAUGCACACUUAAAUACAAUGGGAUUAAACUCCAUGAAAGUUGCUCUUGCUGCACAAGUGUUCAGCCACACAGUAGCAGCAGGAAUGAACCUGUGUAUUUUGUCUGGACUGAUAGAAGCAAGUGCUGCUCCAACAGUAGAGUUCAUUCUAAAGAUUGACAAUUUGUUUGACUCCAUGAAUGGAACUCGAAAGAAUCCUUUAAGAGGAAAACAGCUCCAUUGUGCAGUGAAAGAAGGUUCUGCACAUAUUAAUUUUUGGAAAGAGAUGAUAGCAUAUGUUGAAUCAUGGGUUUUUUUGCAACCGCUUGCACAAAACCAAGAUGGUCAAAGAAAGCAUGCUUCAGGACCACGUAGCAGAAUAGGCUGGUUGCAAACUCUCAGAGCAAUACUAAAACUUUCUGAAGAAAUGUUACAUGAACGGGAAUAUUUUAUGACAAAGAGGUGCAAUCAGGAUUGUCUUGAAAAUUUUUUCAGUCGUAUCCGAGGGAGUGGGGGCAAUCGCACAAAUCCAUCUGCUUAUGAAUUUUCUUCACUUUUCAAGAUUGCAUGUGUAAAUUCUUUCCGUAACACAAAUAAGUUUUCAAAUUGUGAGCCAGAUGGGGAUAAAUUUAUGUUUUUCAUUUUGUCUGCAGUACCAUCAACUACAAUUGAGGAAAAUGAAGUACAGAAGGAGGAGGUGAAAGAAGGACAAAUUACAAGUAAUGAUGAUUUUGAUGACUCUCUUGUCAUUGAUUUUGAUUCCCCUUGUCAGGAUGCAUGUUUUGAAAGACUUGAUAAUUUGUCACAAAAUGUUGUUGCUUAUCUGAGUGGAUAUUUAUCCAGAAAGGUAUUAUAUUCCUUGAAUCUUAAUGAGUGUGAUAUAUGCAGUAUUUCACUGACAGACAGAACAAAGCCAAUGCUGCAGCAUACUCUAUUUUUAUACCUUAAAGAAUAUAAAAAUCAGGAUAUAACGGAAGGAGGAUUGACACAUCCGUCAGAAAGCAUGACAAAAUGCAUUGCUGAACUUCUUCAGAAAGCAAAUAAUUUUUUCUCCCACCACUUGCCAAUAUGUAACAUUUUGCAAAAUCUGAAAAAUGUGUUAUCACAGUUACCAGUGUUUCAGUUUUUGUGCUGUGAACUUCAUUCAAAUGAUGUUAAAAAGAAGAUUAAGUUUUGGGUUUUAGUUCCAUGA